GCGUGUGAAAGUGAUGCGUUUCACUAGCAGGAAUAGUUAAGGAUCUGUAGCAUCAGGCAGAAGGAAAAUAACAGUUUUUAUUGAUAAAGGUUGCAAUUCAAAGGCGCACGCUUAGAUAGGAGAACGGGACAGAUCUCCAAAUAUAACGGCAAGGUGUCUGGUGCCUGACCCAUCUGCGCAGAGCAGGGUUUGUGAUUAGCAGCAGCAGCUCUACUGGUAAAGAACAGUUAUCAAGAGCGCGAACCGACUUAUCCAGUAGGCUAACACCAUGGACAGCAUUGGCAACUCGUCGGAACCCGUGUACCUGUUCCCAAACCAUGGCACGAUCAACGGGACCGGUUUCUGUCGGAACUUCGGCAAUAACACUACUCUUUUGGACUCUAAUGGAUCCAUGUGUGACAGAGUAGACUUUCUGAACAAAGGUUCUACUCCCAUGGUCAUCGCGAUUGUCAUUGCAGCCCUUUACUCAAUCGUGUGUGUGCUCGGGCUGGUCGGCAACGUGCUCGUUAUGUAUGUCAUCAUAAGAUACACCAAGAUGAAAACAGCCACCAACAUCUACAUCUUCAACCUGGCUCUGGCCGACGCCCUGGCCACCAGCACGCUGCCCUUCCAGAGCAUCAACUACCUGAUGGGCACCUGGCCCUUCGGGGACGUGCUCUGCAAAAUAGUAAUUUCCAUCGACUACUACAACAUGUUCACCAGCAUCUUCACCCUCACCACCAUGAGCGUCGACCGCUACAUCGCCGUCUGCCACCCGAUUAAGGCUCUGGACUUCCGCACGCCACGCAACGCCAAGAUCGUCAACGUCUGCAACUGGAUCCUGUCCUCUGCCAUCGCCUUGCCCGUCAUGGUCAUGGCAUCCACCAUCGAGGACUACAAUGACAAGUACAACGGGUAUACAGACUGCACUCUGCUGUUCCCACACCCCUCCUGGUACUGGGAGACGCUGCUGAAGAUCUGCGUCUUCAUCUUCGCCUUCAUCAUGCCCGUGCUCAUCAUCACGGUGUGCUACGGCCUGAUGAUCCUGCGGCUGAAGAGCGUGCGCAUGCUGUCAGGUUCCAAGGAGAAGGACCGCAACCUGCGUCGCAUCACCCGCAUGGUGCUGGUGGUGGUGGCCGUCUUCAUCGUCUGCUGGACGCCCAUCCACAUCUUCGUCAUCAUCAAGGCCCUGGUAGAUAUCCCCAAGUCACUGCUGCAGACCAUCACCUGGCACUUCUGCAUUGCGCUGGGCUACACCAACAGCUGCCUCAACCCCGUCCUGUACGCCUUUCUGGACGAGAACUUCAAGCGCUGCUUCCGCAAGUUCUGCAGCCCCAUGUCCCCGGGCCCGGAGGUGCAGAACUCGGUCCGAACCCGCAACCCGCCGCGGGAGCACAACUCCAGCGGCCACACCCUGGAGCGCAGCAGACAGCAGGUAUGACUAGCCCUGAAGGGGUCAUCACCUGGCAACAGUGUGCAGUCUGAGAUUACCCAGGUCACUGCGGGGCUCUGAGGCGCAGACCAUCUGACACAACACAUUGGCGAAUGGCUGUUACAUGGCUUCUGUGCGUAUACGUUGGCCUGAGCACUGUUUGAAUGUAGCCUUUCCAAGAAGCUCCUGGCCAGCGUGCAACAGAAGCAUGAUGGACUUUUGGUAGAAUCUUCCUCCUAGGCACCGUCCAGUUUGCCACACAUGAAAUAUCUUCAUAAGGUUGUGCUAAGUAAAGUUUACCUGUCAGUUAUAAUCAGCCUUGCCCUUUUGCAGUAACAGCUGUUUAAAUUAGAUGAGGAAUCACUACAUCCUGUACUUUUUACUCCAGUGCAAACCUGUCAUUGAGAACCUACAUUCAAGGUCACUCAUCUUUGCCAAUUGUUCUUAGACAGUAAGUAGCUUUUCAUCUGAAUGAGUUUAAAAAGCAAAUCUUGCAGCUGGCAACAGCAACAUACAGCGUAGUCUACUCCUCUUGUUCCCUUCACAAAACCACUUUCCCUUCUUAUCUCCAGUGUUGUACUGAACUGAUGAUUUUUUCCUGAUGUUUAGAGAUAUCUCAUAAAUGGCAAAGUGUUAAAGCAUACUUGAUAUUUCUGAAGUCGCUGUUAUCUUUCAUGUCUUGUGUGCCAGUGUUUCUCCCCUUUUCUCCCAGUUAGGCCUUUAAUUUUAAACAGGCACAAAAAUCAAUAAUGUAUGCAUUUUUAAAUUAAUACCUGCAAAAUGAUUUUGUUACCAAGACAACUCGCACACAGGAGUGUGAUACCGGUGGUUUGAUUUUUUAAAAUCUUAGUUCUGAGUUCUUGGAUUUCAUCAUGUGUUCUUUGACUGCAUGAGUCUGCAACCAUGCUGUGUCGUAAUGGCUUUUCUUUUUAAUUAUGCAUUAUACCACUUAUAUACUUUGGCAUUGGCAACUAAUUUUCAAAUUGUAUUAAUCUUUUAAAUGUGAGCCCACACAUUGUGUCGAGCUUAAACUGAAGAAAGUGAUUUCCCAGAGCAAGGGGGUGCCCUUCAUGUGUCGCCUGCUCAUUAAUGCUCCCAUUUGGAGGCUUUUAUUGGUUGUGACUGUCCUUCCUAAUAUAUCUCUGUAAAUGAAUGCUUUGUUAGGAGUUCAUUGCUAUAAAACGCAGGAGUCAGUACGUGUUUUUGAGCUUCAUUACUACAGGCGUUCUUUGAUUGCCAUGCAUUCUCCUCUGUAAUGUAAAUUUGCAUGGAACUCCUAUACCUUUGAUAUAUUUGCUUUGAUCAUGAUACACUUUCAAGGCUUCACAUUGCUAGUAAUAAGAAAAGAAUUAUCUAUGUGCUUUAAUUGUAUGUAUUCUUCCCUAAAAAUGUUAAAUAAAUAAAAUUAGAUUAAAUAAACUAAUUGGAUAAACAAUUAUCUGCAUACGUUUUUUUUUUUU
This is a messenger RNA of Anguilla rostrata (American eel), 2871 nucleotides long. RefSeq names its product mu-type opioid receptor-like. Gene Ontology annotation, molecular function: morphine receptor activity; beta-endorphin receptor activity; G-protein alpha-subunit binding. Gene Ontology annotation, cellular component: plasma membrane; neuron projection. The transcript has 3 exons. NCBI's taxonomy places the organism in Eukaryota, Metazoa, Chordata, Actinopteri, Anguilliformes, Anguillidae. Bases 269 to 1420 code for a protein of 383 amino acids. Gene Ontology annotation, biological process: G protein-coupled opioid receptor signaling pathway; sensory perception of pain; neuropeptide signaling pathway. The record is from RefSeq and is a predicted model, not a curated record.